Sabethes cyaneus is the source of this 1158-nucleotide messenger RNA. RefSeq lists its product as uncharacterized. The transcript is spliced from 5 exons. NCBI's taxonomy places the organism in Eukaryota, Metazoa, Arthropoda, Insecta, Diptera, Culicidae. The record is from RefSeq and is a predicted model, not a curated record. Gene Ontology annotation, molecular function: structural constituent of chitin-based larval cuticle. Gene Ontology annotation, cellular component: chitin-based extracellular matrix. Bases 1 to 1158 code for a protein of 385 amino acids.
AUGUCUCAAGGUUUUCCAUUUUUGAUGAUUGUGAUUCUAAUAGAUGAGUUGGCUAAGAUAUUCAUCGCGACGGUAGUCGCCUGCACGUAUGCUAUCGAAGAACACCAGCCAAAACAUCGCACAGCACGACUUGUGCGGCAGUUUCCAUCAAAUUACGUUCAACGGAUCCAGUCGAUCGAGUACCCGUCCUACAACAUUCCCAAUCCCUAUGGACCUGGAACGUAUGCGUUUGGCUAUGAGAUAGAGGAUCCGGCAACGGGAAAUGUUCAGUUUCGAGAUGAGGAAAAGCUUCAAAAUGGCACCGUUCGGGGAUCGUACGGUUACCUGCAGCCGGAUGGAAGCGUAAUAAUCACAAAAUUUAUAGCCGAUGAAUACGGCUAUCGCGCAAACACUGAGAUCAAACGUGCGGACGGCCAGCUCAUCGCAACAGUUCCGGGACACGUCCCACCAACUUACAACCCUGUACUGAAUCCGAACUACGUUGAUCCCCAGUACACAACUGCCAUAUUAAGUCACAUCAAAAACCAACAAUAUUACCCAUCGCAAGGAUUAAUUCAAUAUCCAUAUGGUGUACCGGCCUAUGACGCUCCGAUUAAUGGAAACUUUUUCAGCAAUUACUUCAAUCAACUUCCAUCGAACUUGAAUCCUUCGAACUUUUACAACCCACAAUCGACUUUCCCCGCAAUUCUACCUCAGGAUAGUGCAUUCAGUACAAUCACCUCUCCUUUUGGCAACUUCAUCAACACUGCCCAAACACAGUUUGGUCAAUACUUCCCGCAGAACAAUCCGUUCGCCACUUGGUUCAACCCAAAUCGCGUACAAUCUCCCCAAUACCUCCAGCAACAGUUUUCCGGUCUCAAUCGACCCGGUGCGUACGGAGUCGAUACGGGUGUCCCGGCCGGUGUUUACGGCGACAUGCCCCUCCAGAUGGGAACGAUGGGAAACCGCAUCCCAACGACGAAACGCCGAGGUAUCACCACCACCAGGAGGAAACAUGGCUAUAAGACACGGGACGGCAUGGACGAUUGGUUGGAUGAUUUUCUGGAGAGCCGCAAGCGAGAAGUGUUCUACGGGACGGCAUCAACGUCGUCGACAACGCCACCAACGCCAACCGUAACGAUAGGAAAUGUUGUUGGUGGAAGCAAUCGGAUGCGGUAA